UAGAUGUACCAGUAGAUGGCAGAGUUAUGUAACACAGUUGAUUUCCUGGUUCCUGCACUUGCAGAACACUUCCUGAUAUCUCUCUGAGUCAGAUUUGUUAGUUUUUAUGAUCAGAUACUUGCUCUGCUGUUGGGAAUAAAGGUCAGAGUUUCGUUAUCACAUGACAAAUGUGGAAGUUUGCAGGAACUCUGGCUUGUUUCACGUCUGAGAUAGAAGGCUGAUUGUCUUGCCAUCAUGAGGGCAUGUGGGAAAGCAGCUCUCUGCUUCCUGCUGCUACUCGGUCUGAUUCAGACACCGUUGUGUGUUACAGCUGGGAAAAUCCUCAUCUGGCCAGGAGAAUUCAGUCACUGGCUUUACAUGAAAACAAUCAUGAAUGAGCUUAUAGUGAGAGGACACAGUGUGACCAUCGUUACCCACAGUGCUACACCGUUUCUACUGAAAGACCAGUCUCUGGGCUACAACAUGGAGAUCAUACAGGUGCCUUACAGCACAAAGGACGUUACUGAAAACAAUGAAAGGAUUUUGAAGUACUGGAUAUACGACUUUCCAAGUACCAGGAUCCAAGCUUUUUUAAAUCUUGCUGAAUCACUUGACAUUAUGAUGGAGCAGAAUAAAGCGUUAUGCAGGGAGCUUUUUGCACGUGAAGAUCUGCUGGAGAAGUGGAGAAAGGAAAAGUUUGAUGUUCUUCUGACAGAUCCUGUAACUUUAUGCGGCGAAUUGCUUGCACAGAAGCUCAAUCUGCCCUUCAUCGUCUGUGUCAGACCCUUUUAUAUUAUGGAGCGACACUGUGGGCAGCUUCCAUCUCCACCGUCCUAUGUUUCUGCAUCUAGCCUGGGCUAUACAGAUCGCAUGGAUUUCCUGCAAAGAGUGAAAAAUGUUUUGUUUACUUUCUUUCAAGAUGUAAUGACUAAUAUCAUGAUCAUGGUGAAAUGGAAUCCCCUCUUUACAGAGGUCAUGGGCAAACCCACAACACUAUGUGACACUAUGAGCAAAGCUGACAUCUGGUUAAUCCGAACUUAUUGGGAUUUUGAAUAUCCACGGCCGCUCCUCCCAAACUUUAAAUUUGUUGGUGGAUUACACUGCAAACCUGCAAAACCUCUACCAAAAGAAAUUGAGGACUUUGUCCAGAGCUCAGGAGAUGAUGGUAUUGUGGUGUUUUCAUUGGGGUCCAUGAUAAAAAACCUCACCAAAGAGAGAGCGAACACCAUCGCUACAGCGCUCGGACAGAUUCCCCAAAAGGUCCUGUGGCGAUACACAGGUGAGAAACCAGAAACUCUUGCUCCUAAUACAAGACUCUAUGACUGGAUUCCUCAGAAUGAUUUACUAGGACAUCCUAAAACCAAGGCCUUCAUCACCCAUGGUGGGCUUAACGGAAUAUAUGAAGCUAUUUAUCAUGGAGUUCCCAUGGUGGGCCUGCCGCUGUUUGCUGAUCAGCCUGACAAUAUAAAUCACAUGACAACCAAAGGAGCUGCUGUGAUGCUUGACAUUAACAAAAUGGACUCCAAGGACUUGAAGCAGGCUCUCGAUGACGUCAUUAACAAUCCGUCCUACAAGGAGAGCAUGAUGAGAGUAUCUCGAAUCCACCACGACCAACCGAUGAAGCCGCUAGACCGAGCUGUCUUCUGGAUCGAGUAUGUGAUGCGCAAUAAAGGGGCCAAGCACCUGAGGGUUGAAGCCCAUAACCUCACGUGGUAUCAGUACCACUGCUUGGACGUUGCUGCUUUUUUGCUUUCUGUAAUUGCGUUAGUCGUGUUUAUCUUUGUAAAAACAUGCAGAUUGCUCUUCCGGAAAUGUUGCAGAAAGACCUCAGCAAAGAGCAAGAAAGAGUGAAGCAUCUGUAUAUAAUGUGUUAAUAAUUACUGUGAUGUUUUGACAUACAUUUUAGGAAUAAAGCACUGUGUUAAAUGUACACUGUACAAUCCAGAGUUUUUUACUCUUUACAGUACAGUAAUAAUGAUCAGGUUUACUUUUAAAUAAUUCCAACACACUUGAGCACAAAGAUAUAGAACAGAGGUUUUUUUUUAUCUGUAUGAUUUACAUCAUGGUUUCCUUUUUAAAUAAAGAAUAUUUAGCUUUAUUGCUGAUAGAGUAAAAUUUAUUUUUAAUCAUUGUUUUCUUUUUAUCACCUCAACUGUACUCUCUUAGUAGCUUCUUCUCCUUCCUUGACUGCUUUUAUCCCCUGCCUUCUUAAUCCCUGGGGCUUGAACCACCAACCUUCUGCUUAGUAAACCAGAGAACUUUAUAUACCAAUAUCCUUUGUGCCACUUUUAUCUACCCCAUCACAUCAGCAUUCACAAAAUCAUAUCUGAGGUACUUAAGCCAAACAGCUCCACCUUCCACUUCCACCAGUUUUGUAUUCUGAUUCAUUUCAUCACAGCCUAACUCUUCUCCUGUUCUCCUAAAUGUUUGUACUGUACAUUCAGUGGAUUAAUGCUGUUUGUUAGAUGUGCCACUAGAUAGUAGUGUAAUGUAAUGUGUCUAAGGAAGAACUGAGCAAAAAUAAAUAAAUAAAGCGA
Molecule: messenger RNA, 2516 nt
Organism: Tachysurus vachellii
Lineage: Eukaryota; Metazoa; Chordata; Actinopteri; Siluriformes; Bagridae
Product: UDP-glucuronosyltransferase 2C1-like
Exons: 6
Coding region: 235-1830 (531 amino acids)
Molecular function (GO): UDP-glycosyltransferase activity
Source: RefSeq, a predicted model, not a curated record